UGGGCAGGUCUCCGCCCCGUGAGGCGGGCCCGUUGGAGACGCCGCCGCCGCCCGCUGCCGCCGCCGCUUCCUCCGCGAUCCCCACCCCAGUUGGCGCCGCGAGAGGAGCGGGGCUGGGCUGGGCUGGGCUCCGGCGGCCAUGGAGCUGCGGAUCCUGGAGCCCCGCGUGCGGGUGCUGCGCCUGGCCCGCGCCGGCCUCUGGCUCUACACGCACCCGCUGCUCAAGAUGCUGCUCCUGCCCCAGCGCAGCAGGUGCAGUUUCUUCAGCUUGACCGAGACUCCCGAGGACUACACCAUCAUGCUGGACGAAGAAGGCUUUAAAGAGCUGCCCCCCUCCGAGUUCUUGCAGGUGGUCGACUCCGUCUGGCUGGUGCUCAACGUCUCCUCCAGCGGCAGCGCCUCCGCCAACCUCCAGCCCAUCGGAGUCACCAAGAUCGCCAAGUCUGUCAUCGCGCCCUUGGCCGAGCACAACGUCUCGGUGCUGAUGCUCUCCACCUACCAGACCGACUUCAUCCUGGUGCGGGAGAAGGACCUGCCUGUGGUGAUCCACACUCUGACGGGCGAGUUUGAGAUCUACCAGGAGGUGAAUGGGGAGCCGGUCCCAGCCAGCUGUGAGGAGCAGAGCAACGGGUUCCUCCGGCCCAGGCAAGCUGUGAACUCCACCGUCCACCCCGUGCAGAGCCCACAGAACAGAUUCUGCAUCCUGAGCGUGGCCCCUGACAGCUUGCCAGCCAUGGCCACGAUCCUCAUUGAUGUCCUCUUCUACUCUCACAGCCCUCCAAAGGAAACCCCUCCAGGCAGCCAAGAGCUUGACUCCUUCACCUUCUUUGCCUUCUCGCUGAUCGAGGGCUACAUCUCCAUUGUCAUGGACGCCGAGACUAAAAAGAAGUUCCCCAGUGACCUCUUGCUGACCAGCUCCUCGGGGGAGCUCUGGAGCAUGGUGCGGAUCGGGGGGCAGCCUCUGGGCUUCGACGAGUGUGGGAUCGUGGCCCAGAUCGCAGAACCCCUGGCUGAUGCCGACAUCUCUGCCUACUACAUCAGCACCUUCAACUUUGACCAUGCCUUGGUCCCGGAGGAAGGCAUUGAAAAUGUCAUUGAAGUCCUCCAGAAGCGGCAGCAGAGUGGGAGAUAGCUAUUCUGUGCCGCUUCCCUGUGGCUCUGGUGACCAUCCAGAAGGCCGGCGGACGGAUCGUUUCCCUGCUGCGCCUGACUCAAGACCAGGCAGGACCCCACCCCAGGGGGCGGCCCUGGGCAAGCAGGGGGCUCUUGAGUGUGUCCGGGAGAGCAGACCCCUCUGCGCAGAGCACACGGCCACCUCCAGAUGCACAGAACAGUUCUUGACUCCUGAGGAGGAGGAGGCUGGCGCCUUCUCUGGAUUCUCUCCACAACCUGACCCACUGGAUCCGCGUCUCAGGAUUGCCAAAUCCGGCUCCGACUCUGCACCCUUUUUUGUUCUGCCGCCCUUGAAUCCGGUUGUGCGCGGAGCCAAGGAGAAGGCACCUUUUGCCCACAGCAGCUUCUGUGGAGAGUGUUUUGCACAUUUCCGGGCUGAGCUUUCCCAGUUGGAAGUCAAGCCAGGAAUCUUGGGGGGUUGCAAGGAGCUUUUGUUUUUGUUUUUGUGAAGGGGAGGGUAGCCAACGUGUUAAGUGUUACAAACUGUUCUUUUAUGUUUUUUUCCUUGAAAUGCAACACUAAGAAUACAUAAAUUUUCUUUUAACGUGUAAAUGGCUGGGUAAGUGAAGAGGCUUGUCCAAGUCCUACUUUGAGGCCUCUUGUCCUGGUUGCUGAGGUUUCCGUCAUCUGGUGCUCUGGAGAGGCUUGUCCUUUCUGUGGUCAUACUACCCACUCACCUGGGGUCUCCCACCUGCAGUUGCAGCCAGUAGUUUAAGGUUUUUUGGGGUGGGUGGGGGGAGAGCUUUGGCAUAAAAAGCCCCUUUCUUUCCCCGCCCCCCACCAUUGUGUGGCCUUAGAACCUCAGAGUGCCUUCUUUGCUUUGGCCGUUGAGCAUUUUGAAGAGUGGUCUUGCAAGGACAAGGCUUGAGAUCUCUUUUCCGCCCGCUCCGCCAUCCUCUUUGGACUGGAGAAGCAGCAGCGCCGUCUGGGUCGGGACAGGGCAGAAGGUCGCUGAGGAUCCUCCCUCCGGGGGCUUUGGUCUGCUGGCAGAGAGGACUCUUCUUUCACGGCAGUCCAAGGUAACCUGAGGCCAGAAUUAGGUGGGGAGGGUGGACUCUGCCGCUUCUGGCUGCAACUGGAGGGGUGGGGAGGUGGAGGGGGGAGUUCUGCGUCCGAAUGCAGCACUACGUUGAACAGACAAAGACGCAGCUCGUUGGGCGUUGAGAACUGCUAGCUUUGUUGGCAAGAGGGAAUCUAGCACAGCCCUCUCCCUGCUAGGCGGCAGCUCCGUUCAGCAACAUCUGGAGCACCAUGGGUUGGGCAUCGGCGUCAUCUUGCUUAGCUGCGGUGACUCCCGGAAAAAUCUGUUCCUUGUCAUCUCCUUACUCUUGAGUGUCUUUCCCCCGCCGGAGUCUCUUCUUUUGAAAGCCAGGAUAAAGGAUUCUACACAACUGUGCCUUCUAACAGGGGUUCUCAUACUUGGGAGUCCCCAGAUGACACUGGACGAAGACUCCCAGCACCCUCUGCCAGUGUAGCAGGGGAUGAUGGGAGUUGUAGUCUCUCACCUGCGGCCCCAGGUCCAAAAUCCCUGGCCUUGCAAAGCAGACUGCCAGCGGCAGGUCUGUGGGGAAGAGAAGAAAUCCCUUUAUUUUGCAGAGGUGGGGAUGGUACCUUGGCAGGUGAUUUCACUCCACUUUCGAGGGUUUCAAGUUAGGGUUAGGUAUUGAUGCAGGGACUGUUUGGGAGUUGGAUUGUGGGGGCCAGGAUUUCUGGAGCCACAGCGUGUGCCGCUGGACCUUCUCCUGGCUGGCGCUGGCUUCUCUCCGUCCCCUUGCUCUGCACUCUGCCAUCCGUUUGCUGCCAACUUACCGGCCAUGGGUGCAGAGGAAGUGGUGGGCAGUGGAGUUUGUGGUGCCUAGCAGUACAAGCUCCACUGUCCCUCCUCUUCCUCUAGACCUUGUGAACAGCUGGACCAAGCAGGUAGAGGGUGGGAUCCGGUGAAGGGGGAGUUGGCAGAAGAUGGGCUGUACUUCAGAGCUGUGGUCCAUCCCUAACUGAGCCACGGGAAUCGAGAGCAGUGGCUGACAGGGGAAAUACUACAAACAUUUCUAUACUGCUUAUCAACAAACAUUCUCAAUGCAGUUCGAUUUUCUGUGUAAAGGGUCAAGCAAGCCAACUCUCUCCCCCGCCACCCACUGUGGUUAUAUAGGCACCUAGGAAGCUGCUUUAUACGGAGUCAGACCCUUGGUCCGUCUCUUUCAGUAAUGUCUGCACCCUGACGGGCAGCAACGUUCCAAGGUUUCGGGCAGGAGUCUUUUCCAGCCUGACAUGGAGAUGCCGCCAGGGAGGGGAGCUGGGACUGUUUGCAAGCAGGCAGCCGCUCGCACACUGAGCGAUGUCCCCAUUCCUUAAGGGGAAUAUUAUCGAGCAGCAAUCCAAGGUGGUCUCUGCUUCGCAGCGGGGACAAGUCAUGCUUGCUACCCCAAGCCCUGUUUCCAAAAGACAUUCAGUCUGGCCGAGCAGAGGGCUUGCCUCUCCCCCCGGAGGGAAGCGGGAAGGCAGGGGGUACACUUCAGGGUUCCCUGCCUGCACCCCUCUUGGCUGCUCGUUCAAAAGCCCCCACCCAGCCGAGCGGUUUCUCCACAAGGUCAAGCAAGAAGCUGGCUUGUGGGUAGCAGAAGCACGGGGUUACUUCGAGGCUCUGUUUUUCCUUGCCGUUUUCAAUUUUGUCAAUAAAGGUCAUUAUUUUCAAGAA
Messenger RNA from Hemicordylus capensis (graceful crag lizard), 3868 nucleotides. It is a transcript of the gene CASTOR1, whose product is annotated as cytosolic arginine sensor for mTORC1 subunit 1. Bases 140 to 1132 code for a protein of 330 amino acids. Gene Ontology annotation, biological process: negative regulation of TORC1 signaling; cellular response to L-arginine. Gene Ontology annotation, molecular function: arginine binding. Gene Ontology annotation, cellular component: cytosol. The transcript has 9 exons. NCBI's taxonomy places the organism in Eukaryota, Metazoa, Chordata, Lepidosauria, Squamata, Cordylidae. The record is from RefSeq and is a predicted model, not a curated record.